Messenger RNA from Neurospora hispaniola, 207 nucleotides. RefSeq lists its product as uncharacterized. Lineage: Eukaryota; Fungi; Ascomycota; Sordariomycetes; Sordariales; Sordariaceae. The record is from RefSeq and is a predicted model, not a curated record. The coding region runs from base 1 to 207 and encodes 68 amino acids. The transcript has 3 exons.
AUGGAACUGGCAAUAAAGCGUCCUGCGACAAAUAUAGUGAACUCCGAAAAAAAUAAGAAACUCUUGGGGACGCCGCUCUUGGCUGAGCCCCUGCUAUUCAUUGUUGACAAAAAGCUGCAGCUGGCUGUCCCAUAUGCGAUGCAAGCUGGGACAAGACAAGGAAGUGGUUGGCGCAAUGAGGCACUUCCAGUUCCUGCAAUGAGCUGA